GGCAAAGUGGUCACCGAUGUGAUAAGACGGACAGAAGCGUGGAACAGGAGGGCUUCAGAGAACAUCAGGUGACUACAGUGACUAAAGGCUCCGGAAAGAGAGAGAGACAGAGAGGGAGAGUGGAAGGAGAGAGUGAAAGUGAGAGAGAGAGAGUGAGAGGGAGGAAGCCAGCAGCGACCUCCUACCCAACAACCUCGGAAGCGAACCCAUAAAAUGAAUUCAGACUCCAGUCCGAGCAGCAGAGCCUCUUCCCCGGACAUGGACGGCAUGUUUCUCCGAGACCAGCACCCGCACCACGGUCACCACCACCAUCACCACCACCACGUCGGCUCCUCCGUGUCCUCAUCCACGCAGGGCGGCGAGCAGCAGCGCCAGAAGAUGAGCGGCGGCGAGCACCUGCGGUCCGGAGACGCCAAGUCAGCGUCAGUGGGAAGCAGCAGCAGCAACAAGUUCAAACUGAAGAAGCAAGUCACCGAGGAGGAAAUGUACCACCUCCGUCUAAAGAUUAACGGCCGGGAGCGGAAGCGCAUGCACGACCUCAACCUGGCCAUGGACGGCCUGCGCGAGGUGAUGCCCUACGCGCACGGGCCCUCGGUGCGGAAGUUGUCCAAGAUCGCCACGCUGCUUCUGGCCAGGAACUACAUCCUGAUGCUCACCAGCUCUUUAGACGAGAUGAAGCGGCUGGUGGGGGAGAUUUACGGAGGGCAGCACUCAGCUUUCCACUGCGGCACCGUGGCGCACGCCGCCGGCGGACACGCCGGGGGCCCCGUCGCCGCAGCCGCCGCCGCUGCCGCCGCCGCGCACCAGGUGCACCCUCUCCUCGGGAGCGCGCUGUCCUCCUCCACGUCGUCCACUCUGUCGAGCGCGCUGCCGGGGCUCACGUCAAUCCGAUCACCCCACUCCCUGAUGAAGGGCUCCCCGGCUGCGCCCCCGGCCCUGCAGCUGGGCUCCGGCUUCCAGCACUGGGCCGGACUGCCGUGUCCCUGCACCAUCUGCCAGGUGCCGCCUCCCCCGCACAUUCCCAUCACCUCCACCGGCCUCACGAAACUCACAGUGGAGGGCAAGGACGGGAUGAAAUGAUGGCCGGUGUGUGUGCCAGACGCAUAGACUGAGACAUGUGAUGAUGUUUGUACAUAGAGAAUUCAGGGCAUGGGGGGUGGAUCCGGCCUCACUGGUGCAUGUUGUUGUUUAGUCUGUUUUCUUGUUUGGCGUAUGAGAAAAAAAGUGUUAUUUUCCUCCUUGUAACAAGGACUUAUAAGACUGACGAAUUUGCCAAUUUACGGUAAAAAGAAAAAGUUCCGUGUUGUGCAACAAGACGCCUCGACCCUCUUGUGUUUGAGUUUUAGUCUCUGAGCGGUGAAGGAGGCUGCAUGAACGUUUUGAUUUCAUUUCAAACUCACUUUUGUUUCGUAUCAGGCGUCAUUUUGUGAAAACGAAGAAUGCUCUCUGUGCCUUGUACCAAGGAUUUUAAACUUGAGUUCUGUAUGAAAAUAAUGACAUUUAUGUGUUUGGCUAAAACGAUUCUGCCGCCGCGGAAAUCUGUUUUCAAAUCUAAGUUUUUAGAUUGAUUUUGUGGCUCAUUCUGUCUAUCCGUGCUCUGAUUUCCAUUUUUUAUUUGUAUCUCUCUUUUUUUUUGCAUGAUGAAACGAUUAUCACAGCAUGAUUGUUUUUUGCUGACCUGAAUUUGUUA
This is a messenger RNA of Chelmon rostratus (copperband butterflyfish), 1690 nucleotides long. RefSeq names its product oligodendrocyte transcription factor 3 (gene olig3). Gene Ontology annotation, molecular function: protein dimerization activity. Lineage: Eukaryota; Metazoa; Chordata; Actinopteri; Chaetodontiformes; Chaetodontidae. Bases 214 to 1080 code for a protein of 288 amino acids. The transcript has a single exon. The record is from RefSeq and is a predicted model, not a curated record.